AUGCACCCGCCGCGCUGGCUUCUCGCAACCGUCCCGCUGGCCGCGUUAGCGUCCGGCCAGACAUGCUACUGGCCCAACGGCGUAAAAGCGACUUCAACAGUGGCAUGCCCUGUCGCCGGCGGCACUACAGCCGCGUCGUGCUGUUUUGCGAACCACUAUUGCAUGAGCAACGGUCUCUGCUUCUCGAAGACCGAGUUGAGUUUCUACCGUGGCGCCUGUACAGAUGAGAAUUGGACAACAAGUGGUUGCCCAAAGUAUUGUGACAAAGAUGAUAUUGUGGGCGGAGGUAACGGAACCUCCCUUCGAUCAAUUUGCGUCUUGAUCUUGGCGGCUGUUUACGGCGCCCACGCCGGCAUUGCUUUAUGUGGUGACAGCAAGUAUGCGUGCCAAACUUCGAGCAAUUGCGCAAACUACACCUUCGGAGUGCCCGCAGGAGUGAUGUUGCUAAACAAGUACUUGCAAUCGGACCUCGGUGACGUUGCGACUGCAACCGCAACAACAACAGCGACCACGAGCGGUAGUACUGUAGGAAUCACCAGCGGAGGCAGCGUUGCGACAUGUUCAUCAACGGCGGCGGCCAGCAGCGGUAUCUCAACGGGCGCGGCAGCUGGCAUCGGCGUGGGCGUCGGUGCUCCGCUGGCUCUUGCAGUCGGGCUGCUCACGGUCUUGCUCCUGCGCGAGAAGAAGAAGACAAGAGCGACGUUAUCGGCGCAAGUAUAUGAUGGCAAUAGCCCGGCAGCGCCGUGGGCGAAGUCCGAACGAACGGCAUACGCGCCCGUUGAGAUUCAAAGCCACACAGUGCCGCCCGAGCUGCCCGAAAAUCACAACGGCAGACACGAACUUUCUUGA
Colletotrichum spaethianum is the source of this 849-nucleotide messenger RNA. RefSeq lists its product as uncharacterized. NCBI's taxonomy places the organism in Eukaryota, Fungi, Ascomycota, Sordariomycetes, Glomerellales, Glomerellaceae. The transcript is spliced from 2 exons. The record is from RefSeq and is a predicted model, not a curated record. The coding region runs from base 1 to 849 and encodes 282 amino acids.